AUGCGCUUCAAGGCGUCAAUACAGAACAUCAAUACCUUUACGAAGCUCACGGCGUCGCUCAAUUCGCUCGGCCCGCUCGCGUGGGUGAAGCUCAGCGAGGAGCAAGUAUGCUUCACCAUCAUACCAGAGCAGGGCACUCAAGUAUGGGCUGUCCUCUCUAUUGACUCCAUCUUCGAGACCAUCAGCGUGCAGUCCGCAGCAAACAACGUCAUCAACCUCGAAGUUCCGCUCACUUCGCUGAAUCGCGCCCUCAAGUCGGCCCUCAAUGCCACGUCGGCCCAGAUACGCCUCACCAAGAAGGACAACCUGCCCAUGCUUGCCCUCACCAUCGUCACCACGACCUCCUCGAAUACGUAUAGCGCCUUCCCUGCGGCCACAGCCAACAACGAUGAUGGCUUCGACGCUGCCUUUGACAACGAAUUCGGUGGAGGAAACCGCGAGACCAUUGUCACGCAGGAGAUACCCGUGCGGGUGCUUGCGCCAGACACCGUAGCGCAUCUGCAUGAGCCCGUCUGUAGAGAGCCAGACGUACACAUCAUACUGCCUCCUCUGAUGCAGCUGAAGAGCAUCAGCGACAGGUUCACCAAGCUCGCGCUGGCAGACACCAAGGCAAGCACCGCGACGACGGCAUCAAGGACACGGCUAGAGGUGGCCGCCAACAUGCACGGCUGUCUCAGGAUGAGGAUCAGAUCCGACGCCAUGAACAUAUCUUCCAUCUGGACCGAUCUUAGCAAUCCAGAACUCGACCCUGGCCACGUCGCUGGUGGAGAGGAUGGCGUAGCUGAACACCCAAGCACGCGUAUGAAGCAGCUGGGCACGGCGGACGGGCGUAGUGAAGAAGGCUGGGCUACAGUGAGGAUCGAUGGGCGUGACUGGGGUAAGGUCAUGAGUGUGGGUAGGCUGGGGGGACGAGUUAUCGCUUGCUUCUGUCAUGAGCAUGCACUCAUCCUCUACGUUUACCUACCCAACGAUAAUGGCGAUGACGAGUCGGUCCUGACAUACUUUAUCAGCUCCUACAGCGCAUAG
This is a messenger RNA of Alternaria novae-zelandiae, 1026 nucleotides long. RefSeq lists its product as uncharacterized. Gene Ontology annotation, biological process: nucleotide-excision repair; meiotic DNA integrity checkpoint signaling; telomere maintenance. NCBI's taxonomy places the organism in Eukaryota, Fungi, Ascomycota, Dothideomycetes, Pleosporales, Pleosporaceae. Gene Ontology annotation, cellular component: checkpoint clamp complex; site of double-strand break; nucleolus. The record is from RefSeq and is a predicted model, not a curated record. The coding region runs from base 1 to 1026 and encodes 341 amino acids. The transcript is spliced from 6 exons.